Messenger RNA from Oryza brachyantha (malo sina), 1445 nucleotides. RefSeq names its product ubiquitin carboxyl-terminal hydrolase 8-like. The record is from RefSeq and is a predicted model, not a curated record. The coding region runs from base 234 to 1298 and encodes 354 amino acids. The transcript has 6 exons. NCBI's taxonomy places the organism in Eukaryota, Viridiplantae, Streptophyta, Magnoliopsida, Poales, Poaceae.
UGCAGGAUGAACUAACUCCUGAUGGAUGGCAGUUAACAACUCUUGAUGGAUGGUCCUCCUUAACGGCUAUAUCCGAAGGACGGAACUAUCUUCCGGGACGCAGACAUGAGAAGUAAGGGAAAUGCGAGAGCUUGAUCCUGAUUAUCUCGACGCAUCAUUGCAUCAAGAAAGCCCAAACGGUCCGAUUUCCUGGUACAGGACAGGAAGAUCAAGGUGGUAGCCAGACUGUAAGAAUGCCACCUCAGCAAGCGGCAAUGAGCAACGGAGAAGAAUACGAUGCUUCAUAUGCAGCCACAGUAGCCGCGGUAGCUUAUGCUAUUGCCGCAAUAGAGGAGGAGAAAGAGGGGUCACAGGCGGCCCCUGUCAGGGAGAAGUUACCACCUCAAAAGAUGCCUGUCAUGAGCAACGAGCCUUCCACUCCACCAACUCUGAAACUACCACCCAACAAACAUGGAAUCUUGAAAAGGCCUAGGCUAGCUGAAGGAAGCAGAACCUCGAGGCGGUUUAGUGGCAAGGAGCUCAUAACCAACGUCUAUGACGACGGCGACGAAACAGAAGCUAAUGUGUCGGUGAGGAGGCCGGUGAAACCAGUAAAGGAGAUACCAGAAGUUGGAAAUUCAGGUCAAAAUGUGGUAGGGAAGGUGCUUGACCCUGCCCCAAGCGUAAGAAAGGUUCCGAGCUUCGCCAAACCUUUACCAGAAAAGAAGGGGAGCAUGAAAUUUGAGCAAGAGGAGGCAAUCCCGACGGCGCCACCGAAUUUUAGGCCGACAGCUUCAUUUCCCCGAGAGAAGAAAGAGAGCAAGAAAUUGGAUCAAGACCAGGCAAUCCCAAGGGUGGCACCGGAUGUUAGGGCAACGGCUUCAUUUCCCCGAGAGAAGAAAGAGAGCAAGAAACUUGACCAAGACAAGGCAAAUCAAAUGCCACCUCUCGCUGCCGCGCCGACGAGUUCAUAUUUGAGCGACGCAGAAGCCAUGGCAGAUAAGUGGGAGAAGGAAAAAAUGGCCAAAAUCAAGAAGCAAUACAGCAUGACAAUGGACACCAUCGCCGAGUGGGAGGCCGAGAAGAAGGCCAAGGCCAAGCGCCAGAUGGAGCAGAAACAGCAGGGCGAUAAUUCGGAGAGGAAGCGGGCGAAGGCACUGGAGGAGUACAGCGACGAGAUGACGAGGAUCAACAAGGUGGCCGCGGCGUCGAGGCUGACGGCGGAGGAGAAGCGGGGGAGCGCGGAGAGGAAGGUGAGGGAGAAGGCGGACAGGAUUCGUGUCACUGGGAAGCUUCCCCGCUCAUGUGGCUGCUUCUGAAACCAUCAUUCCGUGUGUGAGAUGUAUAGUGAGUUUAACUGCUUUCAUAUGAAAAAUAUGCCAAAUCCAAAUAAGAAGAUGCUGAAUUUCUCACUGAAAAAUCCAUAUGGGUCGAGUGGCAAUGAUCACAUGGGAAUAAUAGAGCUU